Messenger RNA from Symbiodinium sp. CCMP2592, 5715 nucleotides. The record is from the annotation of a GenBank genome assembly. Lineage: Eukaryota; Dinophyceae; Suessiales; Symbiodiniaceae.
AUGGGAGACGUGCCUGUGGAUGCCGCUGCACUUGACUUGAUGCGCACUUGUCCUUUUGCAUCAGAUCGAGUCACCAGUCGUCUUUCAGACCUACGUGGGAGACAGGGACCGUUGCCGCUGAUAGCAGGACCUCCAGCUGAAGCGGCAUCUUCCGGGUCCGUCAGUCAGGCCAAGAGACCGGGUGUUUCGGGAGACUCUCCAUUGAAGAUGGCUAAACAUUGGCACGGGAUUUCGUGGGAGUACAAGCUGGAACGAGAGCUGGUCGCGGGUAUUAGGAAGUGGGGUGUGAUUAUUAUGCACUCCCCUCUGAGCUUUGAUAUCGGCCGGCGUCUUCGGGGUGAGCAAAGACUUGAACCACUCAUCUUGGAAAGCCUCGGCCACAUUUUUGCUGGGAAGGCAGCUGGUACUCUGCAUCAGAGGGCUGGUCCGAUGCUUAGGUAUAUCCGCUGGAGUGUUCAGGCCGACAUGGAUCCUUUCCCACUUGAGGAGGGGCAGGUAUACGAGUUUUGCAAGGGUUGCGAGUUUUCUUCUGCCCCGACUUUCUUGAGGAGCUUCAUUGUAUCCAUAUCUUUCGCUGUGCACGUCCUCGGUGUCACAGGUGGAGCCGAUUGCUUGAUCAGCGGUCGGGUGAUUGGCAUAGCGAGGCUCACCUACCUCGCAAAGCGCAAGAAGACUCGGAGGCCGCCACUCACGGUGGCUAUGGUAGCUUUCUUGGAGAACCUUGUUUGUGAUCCGACUGCCAGGGCAAUUGAUCGAAUCUGCGCGGGUUUCUUUCUUUGCUUGGUGUUCAUGCGAGCCCGUUUUUCAGACGGGAUGAACCUUGGAAACUUGCAGUUGGACACUCCGAGUGGUCUGGCCACUGAGGUGGCUGGAUACUUGGAAGGAGAGGUGCUUCGAUCAAAGACGUCUUUCACGACCGAGAGAAAGACGAUGCUUUUGCCCAUGGUCUGCCCACGCUUAGGUGUCACAGGACUCGAUUGGGCAGGAGUGUGGAUGAAGCUCCGGGAGGUUCACAAGAUGCCGACGGGCAGCGGUGUGCCGCUGCUCCCUGGUACAGGAGCUUCGGGAGAAUGGCUACUCGUUCCACCGAGUGCCACUGUAGCUGCGUCCUGGCUUAAGGGCAUUUUGAGCAAAGGAGGUUUUGAUCAUGGGGCUCUCGCCAAAUUGGGCGCUCAUUCGUGCAAGUGCACUACCCUCAGCUGGUGCGGUAAAUUUGGUAUCGAUCAAGCGGUGCGUCGCACCCUCGGUUACCACACCGACCGAGCUGCUGCGAUGGUCAUUCUUUACUCUCGUGAUGAGAUUUCGAGUGCUGUGCGAGCUCUGGAGAGAGUCCUUGUUGAAAUCAGGGAGGAUCGUUUUAGGCCUGAUGCCACUCGGAGCGGACAUUUUCCUUGUGAGGUGGCUGCGCCCUCAGCAGAGACAGAGGGUGAUCCUCCCGACUAUGAGUCCAACGGCGGAGUGAGUGAGUCGGAAGAUUCACAGGACGAAGAGGACAACGUUGGCGAUCUCGGAGCCGAGGAACGAGCUCUGGAGGAAAUUGGAGCCCCGUGGAGGCCACAGGGCGCUGCGAGUGAUCGCCGUAUGUUCCGGCACAAACUCUCGAGGAUCAUUCAUUUUGUGGCCGACGAGGGCGGUGCCACUUUUGCAUGUGGAACAAAGAUCUCUUCGAAUUACGUUGAGAUGGACAGUGGGAAUUUCCUUCUUGCAUCCUUUGUGCAAGAAGUGCCACCCGGAGCUGGCGCGGGCUCGGGUUGGGUGAAUGCUGGUGCCUCCACUCGCAUGUCGGCUGAUUCGGGCCCGAGCUGGAACUUUGGGCACAGCAUCGCAAAAUACCUUUUGAUGGAUCGCUUGGAUCCGGGGCGAUUGGCCCUUAGCGAGGGGCAAGACUUUGUGUUGACGUGCUUAACAGUGACUUGGGUCAUUAUGGAUCGCAAAGUCUUGUCUCGUUUGAGUGUCGAGGCUAUGGCAUGCAACAAAUACAGGGUGGAGGGUGUAGUCGUUGCAAUGUCGGUCACCGAUUCCACCGCAAAUUUCCGUGCGAGGGCCAUCGCGCUGGGGCUUGAUGAGGCUGUCCUGCAGAAGAUAAUCGACGGGGGUAUUGACACAUUGGCCAAGUUUGCUUUUUCGUCUUCAUACACCCCUGGUGCUCAGGAUGAAGGGCCUUUUCUUGAGUCCAUUGCAACUCUUCUGGGUAGGAAUGGUAGCGUGGGAGAAUUGUCAGUACUUCGACGCUUGUUCCAUGAAUCCUACUCGCUCACCUCGGCUGAGUUGAAGCAGUCAGUGGAGCGUGUUGAGGACGGGCCUGUCAAGAGAUUGGCUCAGCCCGACAGCCCCCUUGAGCCGUCUGAUCGACUCGUGGAUCGUUGCGUGGCGAUCUAUGAGGAAAACCGGCUUGUCUACGUUGAGCUUUCAGCCAGCACCUCUAAGGAAGACGAAAUCAAGCAGGCCACGCUCAAGGAGGACCGGCAUCUUGUCGUAGAAAGCGGGGGAAAUGUUCGACUCAAAGGCUUGGUGAACAACAAGAUGGAUGCAGACAUUUCCUCUGAUUUGCUCAUGCGGUAUGCUCUUACUAGGCGUGGCCUAGCGAUGGAGCAAGCGGGAAUCAUCUCUUAUACACUACAUGAUGCCUGGACUGAGCAACUGCUCGCAUGCCGCUUCCGAGAACCUCCGACAGGGUACAGUCGCGUUUCCUUGCAACAGGUCAUCCAUGCCGACAGACAAUUCUUCAUCAAACUUGCCGAGCUCACCCGAGAGGGAAUACAGCUUCAGGCGACGGGUAGGCCAUGUGAUGUGCACUUCGAGACAGCUCGUAAUCACCCAGAUGUGGCACACCUAAUGCAACCCCUUCUUGCAGCAGUGCCAAGGCCAGACCCCGCAUGGACACCCCGCAAGGGCGAUGGCAAAAAUAGCAAGGGAGGUAAAGGUCAUAAGGGUGGCAAAGGAAAGCGAGACACCACUGCCAUCACUGCUGCGAUGCCUAAGGAGAUUGCGGCCAGAGCCGAUACGGGUAUGAGCGUUGAUGCAUCCGGCGGUGCCUCCGCUGAAAUCCUUUCACAACAUUUGCUUGAGGCUGACAGGUUGCCCCCUCCAGAGGAGAUUGAAGAGCUCGUUAGCCUCUUGUCGCACGGCGAGUUGACCGGCGAACGCCGGGGCAACAAUGACAUUUCUUGCAAUGCAUUCCAUAGCGGUGCUUUUGUGCAUGUCAAGGUAGGAUUGCGGCGAAAUUGCAAAGCUUUCCCAAGCACGACAAAGAUACUAGCGAGAAUUCUGCGGCAUGCCCAUCCCGGGCAUGAAUUUACUUCCUUGUUGCUGUCUGUUGACAACCAGACUGCAUUGCAUGCAGAUAGCCAGAAUGCCUUCAUCCCAAACUUAGUUGUUCCACUAAACCGGUUUUCGGGUGGUGGGAUUUGGGUGCAAUCCGAUGUUGGCAAAGAGCGCUUGACAGUUGAUGGCCAGGAGCUGCUGGGAACCACCUUGGAUUUAGGGUUAGGUCCCGUAAGAUUUCAGGCCAGGGCUCAGAAGCACCUCACGCUGAGCUGGGAAGGCCGGCGAAUAGUCCUUAUCGGAUACUCGGUACAAGGAGGUGAGAAGCUUGACGACUCAGAAAAGGUUGUGUUGCAAUCCUUGGGGUUUGCACUUCCGUCGCAGUACCCUGCCACAGGCGACCCGGUGGCAGAGCAGGCGUGUUUUGCAGACUUCAGGAAUGGGACCAGCAGUCCGCCACUUCUUGAGCAAAGGCAAGAAUAUGAGCCACAGCACAUCGGCGAUCCGUCGAAGGGUCCAGUGCAAGGGAUCGUUAUCGAAUUGUUUGCUCGUAGUGGUGCCUUGUCUAGGGUUUUCAAACAGCACGGGUUUGAGGUCUUCCCGGUGGAUCGUGGGGGGCAUAGGCUCCCUUUGUCCAAGUUGUGUGCACUUGAUUUAGCGCAAGCGUCGAGUUGGACCUACCUUGAAGAGGUUCUUGAAACCUACCCUGUUCUUUAUGUCCACGCUGAGCCACCUUAUGCCACGUUUGGACCACAGCAGGCUUUCAGGCACUUAGUCAACGGGGUCACCAGCCCCUGGGGAGCCACCGAUUCAAAAGUUGUUGAUCGGCUCGCUUUGGCUGAUUCCAUGGUCAACCACUUGUGCACUUUCUUGCAAAGCGUGGACAAACGGGGAAUACCUUGGACCUUGGAACAUCCUAAGGCCAGCCUGCUUUGGAAUCUGCCCAAUGUGGAAGCAUUGCCCUCAACUUCUGAGGUUGUUUACGAUCUUUGUAAUUUCGGGUCUUCCCUUAAGCUUCGCCGCCAACUUAGGACCAAUUGCAGGGCUCUAAGGUCCUUGAACUGCUUGUGCAAAGGCGAUCAUUCCCAUAGCCAAGUGGAAGGCGGAGUCGUCACGCAUCCGCCCGAAUUCUGCAAACAUGUCGUUCAGGCGAUUGCGCGGCACCAUGGUCUGGCUUGCCCCGACGUGGCGUUGUCAUCCACGCCAGUUGGUGUUGCCCAGCAGAAGCGAGGCAAGCCUGAAGCUUCGCUACUGCCCGAGUUCGGCAAGGUCUUGCAGGUGGAUGUCGAUCAGGUUCCGCCAGUGAACCACAAGCAGUGCCUCAUACGUCCGUUGGGCGAGGUGCCAGCAGGAUCCAAGCUCAUCGCCACGUCUCUUCUCAGGGGUGAUGCGGGUGGCGAUGCGGGUAACGAAAGUAAGAAAUUUCGCCUUUCUUUGGGAGUCUUUGCCACACCAGAUGAGUUCGUUGAUGCGGCUAAAGACUUGCUACAUCCUUUUGCUGCUUCGGCUGUUCUGUCACCUAUUGUGAAAAGGCGACUGUUCGAGGCCUUGACCAAAGGUCCGGAAUGGGUUCAGCGACAACGGUGCUCCAAGUUGAAAUUGUGGCUUAGCUGGGCCAAAGAACUGCAAGUUGCCGAAGGAGAAAUGAAAGGUAAGCUAGAUCCUGACAUUGGCCGUGUGCUUCGAGGCAAGCGCUUGUUGCUCCUGAAGCGUAUUGCUGAUGAUAUGGACUGGCCUGACAAGGAUUGGUUGAGCGAGCUCUUGGAAGGGUUUGACUUAGUUGGUAGUCAGAAGCACACCGGGGUCUUCAGGCGAGAGUUGCGACCACAGGCGAGGACCAAGGCGGAUUUUCUUGGUGCUAGCAAGUUUUUGCGACCGGCACUUCUGGGCAAGGUUGCCUCUGAGGGUCUGAACGAGCAUUCUCAGGAACUUUGGGACAAGACCUUGGAAGAAGUGACGGACGACCUUCUUGAAGGGAUUCAGUUCUCAGAUUCACAAAUCAUGGGACGUACCGGCAAAUUGGCUUUGGCCGAGUUGCGAGCCUCGUCGGCUAAGCACGCCGACAAGUUCCGUCUUGGCGAGCAGGAGGUCAGGGCCUUUGAUUUCUUGGUCAGUCGACUGUCCUUUGGUGCCUACGCCGUGCUCACAGCGAGAAAGGUCUUUCAUCAGUCACUGUCGGGACGAUAUUGUGUGUACUUCAUCGAUAACGACGGUGUGCUACUUAGCUACAUCAAGGGCACGUCUUCUAGCAAACCGAUGCGAGAUAUUUUGCUGAUGUGGGAGUCCUUAGAGAUGCAUGCUCACACGUGGGCUUGGUGGGCUCGUGUGCCAUCCGCUUCGAACCCAGCCGAUGCGCCGUCAAGAGGCGAGCUGGAUGAGCUUGUCAAGGCUGGGGCAUUGCGUGUGGAUUGUGAUUGCCCGCUUACCGGUACAAAACUUGUCGACUUGUAA